UGAUAUUAUUUGAAAUCAAGUUCACGUCUUUGUGUAUACAGUGCCUCGAUCUUCUAAAGAAGAAGCUAUUCAGUUUUCAAAUUCAUCUGCUGAUGGAGCGAACGAGUCUUUAUGGUGCUUCUAUCUUCCUUCUUCGUGCUCCAGCUGCCAUCUCCAGCCGUGGUCGAAGGUUUUCUUCGAUCCCUAUCCCUCAUGUAGACGACCCGAACCAGCUCUUGAGUUACGUGAGGAAACAUUGCAGAAAUGGAGGUGUGUUUAAGAGUGUCAGUGAUGCCUCGUAUUGCUUCAAUAAAAUGAUAAAGACAAACCCUUUGCCUUCCACCAGGGAUUUUAGUCUGCUGUUGGGUUCUAUUGUGAGGAUGAAGCAGUACUCCACUGCAAAACGGUUGAUUGAGCAGCUGCCUUCGUUGGGGAUCGAGCAUGAUGUUGUUUUGCUGAGUAUUUCGUUGAAUUGCUUUUGCCGUUUAAAGCGGGUUGAGUUGGGAUUGUCUAUCCUGGGUAGAAUCUUGAAGCUUGGGUUUCCCAUUGAUGUGGUCGCAUUGAGCACCCUAAUUGAUGGUCUCCUUAUUAAGGGCAAAACUGAUCAAGCAUUGAGGUUCCUCGAUGAUAUGAGACGAAAUGGCCCCGCACCUGAUGAGACCACGUAUGCGGUAAUCAUGAAGGGAUUAUACAGGGCGGGUAAUGCCAGAUUGGCGAUUGAAUUGCUGAGGGACUGGGAAGAUAGAAGUUGCAGGAUCAAUGCCUUCACAUAUAACAUAAUAAUUGAUAUUCUUUGCAAGGAGGGAUUGAUCACAGAAGCGUUGAGACUGCACGAAGGUAUGAGUGGGAAAGGCGUUGAACCAGAUGUUGUUACUUAUAACAGCUUGAUCCAUGGUCUGUGCAAUGUAGGUCGGGUGGAAGAUGCUCUCGUAUUGUUGAAAGAGAUGACCAGCAGAGGCAUCCAACCCGACAUAUUCACUUAUAACUCCUUGGUUCAUUGCUUUUGCAACCUAGGCCAAUGGAAAGAUGCUACAGUCUUUUUGGAGAAGAUGAUGAAGGCAGGAAUUGAACCGAGCAUCGUUACCUAUACCUCCAUCAUUCAAGGAGCUUGCAAUUCCGGCCAAUUGAAAGAGGCUGGAAGACUGCUGAGUGAUAUGGUGCAAAGAAGAGUAAUGCCGAAUGUACAAGCCUUCACUAUUCUGGUGGAUGCGCAUUGUAAGGAGGGAAUGCUUGUAGAGGCAGAGAACAUAGUCGACCAGAUGAUUCAAUUAGGUAAAAUGCCUGAUAGUUUCACUUAUAAUACAUUGAUAAACGGUUAUUGUUUGCAAAAUAGAAUGAACGAUGCUAUGGAAGUGCUUAAUUUGAUGGUUGAAAGAGGCUGCUCACCUGAUGUUGUUUCUUACUCCACUUUGAUUAAUGGAUUCUGCAAAGCGAGAAGAGUUGACAAGUCAAAGAUGCUAUUGGGAGAAAUGCUGCAAAGGGGCUUGAUUCCUAAUGUCAUCACGUACAGCACACUUGUAAACGGAUUUUGCCAGAUUGGGAACCUUCAAGCCGCGGAGGAGCUAAUCAACGAGAUGCAAUCUCGCGAUCUCUCUCUUAAUCAUUAUAUCUUGAGCGCUUUCGUGGAUGGCUUGUGUAAAGUGCAGCAGAUUGACAAGGCUAUUACAUUGCUUCGAAAGAUGGAAGAUUCCAAAUUCGUCCCAGACAUUGUGACUUACACUAUUCUGAUAAACGGCAUGUGUAAUGCCGGAAAGCUCGAUGAUGCUAUGGAUCUGUUUAAUUGUUUGCAAGCUCGAGGCUUGCAACCUGAUGUGUGGACGUAUAGUAGUGUCAUGCAUGGAUUGUGCAAAGGGGGACGCACGGAAGAAGCAUAUCAGCUACUAAGGGAGAUGGAAGGAAAUGGAUGCCUUCCAGAUGGCGUCACUUAUAAUUCAAUUAUACAAGGACUACUAAAAAAUAAUGAAAAUACGAGAGCAGCGCAACUUGUUGGUGAAAUGGUUGAAAGGGGUUUUUCUGCAAAUGUAGGAACGAUGGAGUUGUGGGUUAAAUAUUGCAUGACAAAUGGAACUUCUUCCUUUCCUAGUUGAGCUCUCCAUUGGCUCUGAGAUAUGUCCAAUUUUUCAUCUGAAAUGUGUAUGAAGAGUAAACUAGACCAAAGGCAAGUUUUCUUCGUCACAUCAUCUCUUUCAGUCCCUUGUCCCAUUACUGAAGUUAUUUUAAGUCUGGGCACUG
Molecule: messenger RNA, 2211 nt
Organism: Rhodamnia argentea
Lineage: Eukaryota; Viridiplantae; Streptophyta; Magnoliopsida; Myrtales; Myrtaceae
Product: pentatricopeptide repeat-containing protein At1g63330-like
Exons: 2
Coding region: 93-2066 (657 amino acids)
Molecular function (GO): protein binding
Source: RefSeq, a predicted model, not a curated record